Salvelinus sp. IW2-2015 is the source of this 2629-nucleotide messenger RNA. Its product is annotated as zinc finger protein 318. The record is from RefSeq and is a predicted model, not a curated record. NCBI's taxonomy places the organism in Eukaryota, Metazoa, Chordata, Actinopteri, Salmoniformes, Salmonidae.
UYCAGYCCRCUAGCAACCCCCAGGUCACAUCUACCAAGCCCGCUAGCACCCGCCAGCUUACAUACAUCCAGMCUGCUAGCAAYCCCCAGGUCACAUCUACCCAGCCCRAUAGCGAACUCAAGUUCACAAGCACGGCUGUACUGACGCCAGCACUGAAAGUGUUGACCCCAGGCCCCAUCUCCUUGAGCAAGGYCCAACAACUGAAGGAGCCGUCAYCCCCCCGCUGUCUGCAUUACGUUAAGACGGUGGUGCCCAAGGGCAGCAAGCGCCGCAUGAGACGGUCAAGAGUCACGAGAAACAGGCAGGCGUUUGAAGAAAGGUGUAAUAAAUACAGGAAAGAGGUUCUGAGAAAGAGGAGAAUAUAUCGAGAUCUCCAAGGGAAGAGAGAUGGACUGAUUGCAAGAGCUGCRGCGAAAGUGGCCGCUCAGUUGGCUGCAAAGUAUCCCAGGGCCCUCUCUGAAGCGGAGGCAGAGAGCRAUGUUGAAGGGGAGAAAAAAACAAUGCCUGAAGAAGYGAUUAAGGGGAAACUAAAGAAGAAGCUUGAAGAGUUCAACCUGAAGAUGAAGCGGAAAUCGACGCAACAAACACCAACAUAAACUCAAAGGCAGUUUGUUAUCUUCACUUUGGCAUCAUGAGCUCCUCCCACUAGAAUAGAACCKGCUGCUGACCCAUCCAGACCCUAUGGACAUCAGUUGGCUUACAUUGUUACCUAUCAACCAUUUAUAGAUUUGUAAUCUUUGAGCCACAUCCUUUAAGGCUACAUAGUGAAGAUUUUUUUUCAGAUUGGAUUAAUCUGUAGUAGCAUGGGUACGGUCAGGGGAUUUUCUUGACAACGUGAUCUGACUAGCAAAAAUGAUUGCCUAUAUAGGCUUUUCGCUUUAAUUAGGUCCUGGAGAUUUUCCUAGGCUGGUCAUUUGGUCAGGAAAAACUCYUAACCCAUUUCUCUGGAUCCUCUUUCACUGUGUAUAUAUACAAAUAAAGAGUUAUUUUAUUUCUUUUUCUCAAAAAGUUACUUCAGUGUGGAAGUCGUGCUGAUGCUCUAAACUAUGCUUCACACUCCGUCCUGUUGGCGGCAGUAUUGGAAUUUUAAUCAUAAGAAGGUGAAAAAUCUACAGAAGCGGGUACAGCAGAAAAAUAAAAUACUUUUUGUCUUUGGCUAGCUAGAUCGUUACUUUUGUGCUAGCUAAUAUAUACAUUUUUAUGCAAUUGUAUUUCAAGUCAAACACUCUGUCAGUCUUUGGUAGCGUACGUGGAACUUGUUUGACGCCUCAAAAUCUGAAAUGACUGCGAACAUAAUGAGAUGGAACCCUCUUUCAGGCCUAAGACGAAGAGCGCGGGUGAGGUUGCAGACAGGAGUGAACCUGAAGAGUCAUCCCAGCUCAGGCACGCUGGAAGAUAACAUACCCAAUGGAUCCAGAGAGGUACAGCCCGCGGUGGCAGUAAGGAGAAGCUAGUGGGGAUUCGGAGGAGUUCGGAGGAGUGCCUCUGAUAUGAGCUACAUCAUGGAUCCAUCGUCCAGAGACUGGAGCGAAGGCUCAUUGAGGGGUAAGCGGUGCUCCCUUCUCCCCAGACACAGAUGGGGACGUUGAUGGAGAUCCUGUGCAGCCCAGUGUGGACCUGGAACUCGCUCGUAAGAAGAAGGAGCUGGAGGUCAUAGAGGAGAAGAUAGCUCGCAAGAAAGCUGUUCUUGCUACACGAGAGCUUGAACACGGAGCUAAGGACAUGCCUAAAAAACAGACUGCAUCCACAACAGUGAAGGGCAUCUCUAAACAGACCAAGAUGAACAAUACAAUAUUCAAAACAUACAACAAUGUUGCCGACAGGUCGUCACGCGUAUGCCUACCUCUUAAACGGAGGGUGCUGGACAUUCUAAGUAAGUUCGGAAGAACACCGGUACGGUACCUACUGCGUAAGGAUACCCCUGCCAAGCUGAAGAAACAAAACAAGAUGCGAGCAUUGGAGCUGAUGAUUAGCGCUCCCCUAGAAAAUGAAGAGGCCCGUCCUCUGAGACUGAAAGUGAAGGCUUUAAUGAACCAGCGAUGCUCUCCCAACAAUGAGGAGGUGGUCCCUGAUGAUAAACCGCAUAAUCCAACCAUUCAGAGGCCAGUUCAUUCACUCAGGACACAGGAGCAAGACAAAGCAGCCACAGGCUUCCAGCGCUUCCUCAAUGUCCUCAAUGAAGGGGUGGACAUCAACAAGUUCUCAAAGAUCGUCAACGACGAAAAUGAGUUACCCGUUGUGGGCGAGAAGCUACCACAAGUUUGGCCGACUCUGCCCGAAGGUCAUGUUGACUCCAGCAGUAGAUCCAAGUCUUCUCCAGUUGAGGAGAAGAAGAAGGUGAUGCUUGAGGAUGAGCAGCGGUACGAGCAGAUGCAGACCCUGCUGGAGAUCGUUGGGCUGGACUUGGGGGUUGAGAAGUUGGGUCAGCUGACAGAUAGAACCAAUGACAGGCUGUAUGGGAAGAUGGGAGACUUGAAAAGGAAGUUCAAGAAUGAGAAGGGAAAAGAGAAAAAGGAGAGCGAGCCCUCAUUUUAACAUCUCAGUACUUCCUCAUUACCAUCAGACAGCGCCAGCCCUAGCCCCCUUCUAAACCAGCACUCAAACAUGACUGUUGAAUACAGCAGCUCUA